CCAGUCAGCUAUAACCGUAAAGCUCAAAUGGAUUUUGGUUUAAAUUCAGUUUACAGCGGUCAUGCUGUAGGCAAUGCUUUCAGCGGAGGAGGUCACGAAGGCGUUCCGGCUGAACAGGCACCAUUGAGUCCACCUGUGAAUUACCAGUCGCCCUUUCAAAAAACCUGCGAGUUUGAAAUGGAACAGUUUCUGCAGUGCACCAGAAAUAAUGAUUUGUCAGUUUGUGAAGGCUUUAAUGAAGCCUACAAGGAGUGCAUGAAGCGCAGUGGACUUUAG
Messenger RNA from Soboliphyme baturini, 276 nucleotides. NCBI's taxonomy places the organism in Eukaryota, Metazoa, Nematoda, Enoplea, Dioctophymatida, Soboliphymatidae. The record is from the annotation of a GenBank genome assembly.